AAGGCUCUCGCACUGUAAACAAGGGGAGGCUCAGUCCACUCUGAAUCACUGGCUCGAGCAGCAUCCUGACAGCCGUCGUCACUGUUGUGGUUUUCUUGCUUGUUUUUUUCCAACAAUACUAACGAUCUCAGGGCACGAGCGCCUGCAUCUGGGAGCAGGAAACAAGAGGGGAGCUGAGGAGCAGAGAUGGGUGGGGGUGAGAACAGAGAGGUAAUUGUAUUGAAUAAGAGUGAGGCAACCCGUAGUCGAGGGGUUUAGAAGCAGGAGGAGAGGGAGAGAGCAGGAAAGGAGAGACUGCUGCUCCUGGGCUAGAAGCACUGGGAGAAGAAGAAGAGUAGCAACAAGAGGAGAGGAAAAAGGGAUAGAAGAAGAUAGAGAGAGGCAAACACAGAGGAGCUUCACAGGAUGGGGAGAUGAGUCCUCGAGCAGUGACCCCCAGGGUCAUCUGUGUGAGUCCAGAGACAGAGGAUGGAGUGGGUGUGAUCGACAGUCAUUAAGAAAAACAGUGAGAAAGUUUAAGUUGGAGAAAACUCAGAGAGUUUGGGUGUUUGCAAGUGUGUCUGAAACAAAGAGGAGCAGUGAGAAGGGGGUGGAGGCAGAGAAAUGGGGAGUCCACAUGUGGCAGCACUGAGUUGGAGAGAGAGGUGUUUUUAAAGUGUGUGCAAGGUGGGGAGGGGGCAGUGCGAGCAUGCAGAGUGUAUCCUUCCCUCUGUCCCUGCAGCGGCAUUGAACGACAGCCAGGAAAAGAGGAAGGGCGUCCUCCUCUUCCACCUCCUCCUCCUCUCCAGCUGACAAAAACAGCUGCCCAGGAGCCCGCACAGAGGACGAGGGGAAGAGGACAGAGAGGGAGAGAGGAGGAGGGAGGACAGAAGAGAGAGAAAAGAAAGAGUGGAGAGAGGAGGGAGAAGUCCCAAAGUUCAGGACCCCUUCCACCUAUAUGGGUUGCGUCCUGAGCUCGGACGGGUGCGGGGAGGAAGAGGUGCAACCGCUGCCGGUGGUCAGAGACUCGACCCUGAAGAGAAGGAGCCUGGAGAGGAGUGAGAGUGGCAGGAUGAGGCUGACAAAGGCGGGGAAGGGAGAGCCCCACAUCUUCAAGGAGAAGACCUUCAAGAAGAAGCGGCAGUGCAGCGUGUGUCGGCAGAACGUGGAUCACGUGGGCUCCUUCUGCAGAGUAUGCAAGACAGCCACCCACAGGAAGUGCGAGGUCAAGGUGACCUCUGCAUGCAUCCCAGUGCCUCCCAAUGAUCUGCAGCGUAGAGGGACUGCGCCUCCUCGACACACCCAACACCUGGGGUCCACCAAGUCUCUGACCUAUACCAAACAGAGGAACACCCUGCCAAGGAGCUUCAGUGUGGACCGCGUGAUGGAGAGAGUGAUGGAGCGCCACUACGACUUUGACCUGACCUACAUCACCGAGAGGAUCAUCUCCGUCUUCUUCCCCCCAAACCUGGAGGAGCAGCGGUACCGGCUGAACCUGAAGGAGGUGGCUGCCAUGCUCAAGUCCAAACAUCAAGACAAAUUCCUGCUCCUGAAUCUCUCCGAGAGGCGCCACGAUAUCACCAAAAUAAAUCCAAAGGUUCAUGACUUUGGCUGGCCUGACCUCCACGCCCCGCCGCUGGAUAAGAUCUGUGCCAUAUGCAAGGCCAUGGAGACGUGGCUGACCUCUGACCCCCAGCACGUGGUGGUCCUGCACUGCAAGGGAAACAAAGGGAAAACAGGCGUGAUCAUUGCAGCCUACAUGCACUACAGCAAGAUCUCUGCAGGGGCGGACCAGGCUCUCAGUACUCUCGCCAUGAGGAAGUUCUGUGAAGAUAAGGUGUCCUCUUCCCUCCAGCCGUCCCAAAACAGGUAUAUCUAUUACUUCGGGGGCCUCCUGUCCGGGGCGAUCAAGAUGAACAGCAGCCCUCUCUUCCUCCACCAAGUUCUCAUCCCAUCACUCCCAAACUUCCAGGGUGAAGGAGGUUACUUCCCCUUCAUGAAGAUCUACCAGGCCAUGCAGUUGGUCUACACUUCAGGGAUAUAUGACCUUCAAGGCACCGGAGGCAGGCGGCUGUGUGUCACCAUCGAACCAGCUCUUCUGCUGAAGGGUGACAUCAUGGUCAAAUGCUACCACAGGCGAGCCCAGAGCGCAGAUAGAGACACGGUGUUCAGGCUGCAGUUCCACACGUGCACCAUCCACGGAUCCCAGCUGUGGUUUGGCAAAGGGGAGCUGGACGGAGCCUGUGUCGAUGAGCGUUUCCCAUCAGAUGCAACAGUCGAGUUUGUCUUCUCCUCUGGACCUGAGAGGAUCAAAGGACGUGAGUACCAGAAGAACGACCCGGCUGUCACAGUCGAUUACCACACUGCUGACCCAGUAGUUCGCUGGGAUUCCUAUGAGAACUUUAACCAGCGAUACCAGGACAGUCUGGAGGAUAUUGCCCACACCAGAGGUCCUGUAGAUGGCAGUCUCUACGCUCAGAUAAAGAAACGUCGAGGGCCAAGCUCUGGUUCUCUCUCCUCAACCAAUGGCAGCAGCCCAGGAGCGGGUCUUCCUGACCAUAGACCUGAUCAUUUCAUCAGUCAAGGUUCUGACCCCGCCCUCUCAGGCCAUUCCAUCCACUUGAACCAACCGUCUGUCCAUCCUGACUGCCAGGAGGAGCCUGUUCGUCCGCCGCCUCCGACCAGACAAGAGCGGGAGGACCUCGCACGUCUUCUUGGAGGCAUAGAGGGAAACCGGGAUGUGGAGCGAGAGACUGCCAUCUUGGAUGAUGGAGAUUCCCUGCCCUCUGAACGAACUGGGACACUGGGGCUCAGUCGGUCGUGUUCCUGCCGAGAUGGGUACCGGUCCCAGCGCUGUGCUGAGCCUGGUUGUGACCGUACUCUCCUCAUGCCUAACGGUUACUGCCUCGAUCGUGCUCCUGGCACCAACGGGCACCACGGGGCGACCCCUUCUGCCAGCCCGAACCCAGCUGCUCCUCCGUCACACAUGGAUCUGUGCCAGCACUACAGCCCCCACUCCCACCAGUCCCUCCCCCCUCCAGAUUUGGUGUGGGACCGCCAGAGCGGCCCUCACUACCUGCACCGGUCCUGCUCAGAGGCCCCUUCAUCCAGACAUAUCUGCCCAUAUCCAUCACCAGACCUUACCCCCCACCCUCACAACCCCCCACUUCACCACCCUCUGUCUGCCCCGGGUCACCUUUGCUGUCGAGAAGACGACUACGGUCCCUAUCAUCACCCUCCCCCACCUCACAGCCACCACCAUGCACACCUCCCCAAAUCCUCCACCAGCCCUAACUACCAUGAUAUCAUGCUGUUGGAUGGUCUUCCACCCCCUGGCUGCCCAUGCAGAGACUGCGCUAUCAGGCGGGACGACUAUCACAACCCCAGGCUGGACAGAGGUGACAGCUUCCACUGGGACAGAGAGGCAGAGCUUCAGCACAGGGAGGUGGGGCUGAGGAGAGCCAGGGACACAGAGUUACCCAGAGGGUCAGAGCUCCACUGGGAGAGGGAUACUGGACCCAGACGAGGCAGAGAGCUGUCCCUCCACUGGGAGCGAGACAGGGAGGCUGAGCUGCAGUGGGAGAGGGACAGAGAGGCUGAAUAUUGGCAUAGGAGAGCCACUGUAGCCUCCUAUGGCCCACAGGGUCACGAUCUGCCGGCCUUCACAUUUGACCCUUUGCCAUCGGGUCACCCUGCGUAUCCAGAGGCGUCGAGGUCUCACGCUCAUUCUCACCUGGAUCUGAAGUACAGCAGCAGCAGCAGCGGUUACCAAACACCCCGGCAGGUGUGCCCCUGCUCGCCUUACCAGCCCUCACCAUCUGAAAGCAGGGGCUAUGCCUCGGGAUACCAGUCUGAGUCUACAUCCCCGCUGCCUCCAGCUUCCUCCAUGACAGGGCCCUGCAGCCAUAGCAACAGGCCUGCAGAGCAUAACCACAACCAUCACCAUCCAGACUCACAGCAGUCAUACAGCUCUGACUCACACACUGAUGGUCUUCGUAGCUCUGGUGAGAGUGUGGGCUGGAGGGACCACAUUACCCACGGGUCCUUUAGAAGGAACCAUAGAGAAGGCCACAGAGAAGUUCACGCUGCCUGCUCUACGCCAUCUGACAUGUCCGGACCGUCCACUCCCGUCCACACCAGCAGCCCUCUGCGCACAGUGGAAAGCCCCAGUCCAGGAGGGAGGGAGUAUGAGAUCCGGACCACAGACAUCAUCAGCAGUGACUACGAGGCUUCUCAGCCCCAGGUCAGACGCUACGGAGCUGAUAAUGUCGUUCAGGAAUCCCUGGAAAGCCAAAUAAGUAGCGCAGAGCCAUCAUCUACCAAAGACACACAGUCACACACAAACACACCCACACAAACAGACCCCCACAACCACUGCAAGGCACAAAUAAACCCAUCCCCUAUGACCCCCCACCAGCAGCACUGUAGUCCAGAUGUGCCUUCAGCUUCUUCCUUUGACUCUGUGACACCGUCCACAACAAACCAGGGACACUGUCCGACUCCUUCAUCCCCUGUUCAUGCUUCACCUGCACAAGACCCACACCCCCAACCCCGCCCUCUCCAACUGCAGACCGUUCACCCUUCAGAGGCUGCUGCUCUGCCCUCCCCUCUGGCACAAGCAGUGUCUCAGCCUCAGAGCCAGUCCCAAGCCAAUGGCUCUGCCGGACCAACCCCACCCGAGGUCAACGGAUCAUCUCCAGCAAGAGAAUCUCACCCAGAUGCUCCAAAACCGACCAACACUCAUCCAUCAUCCUCCCCCCAUCCUGCAUCCAGCAGCAUGGAAGGUUCCCCUGUCUCUGACACCCCAGUUCCCGGAUUCGCCACGCUGGGAAGGAGGCUGAUGUUGAGUGGGCCUGACCCGAACCACCCUCACCACAACCAGCAGCACGGACCCACGCAUCAUCACUACCCGGUCAUGGAACACGGUGCCGCUCUGGAUACCAACAAGAGGCACUGCUACUCCGCUCACUCCCCACAGCUUCACCCUUCCUCCUACUUCAACUACUCCACCAUCUCCAUCCCCCUUCCUCACCCCCAACCACCUUUGCCAGAGAAGCGCCAUCCAUCCGCCCAGGCAGGUUCACCUUCUGAUGGGGCAGGGACUCUGAGGCCAGCCGUUGGCCACAUACCUCCCUCCGCUGCCAGCACCACCCAGCAUCAGCACCACGUCACGUUCUCUCCCACCGUGGGAGAAAUAGCACCCCCUUCAGGCGACAAUGAAGGAGUGGCCUCUGUGGAGCCUGAGAAUGCAAAUAGGGUCAGUGUGAAGUUUGUCCAGGAUAGUUCGAGGUUCUGGUACAAGCCUGGUAUCUCCAGAGAGCAAGCAAUCGCAGCUCUGAAGGAGAGAGAGCCAGGAGCCUUCUUGAUCAGGGACAGUAACUCCUUCCAGGGGGCCUAUGGUUUGGCCCUGAAGGUGGCUACUCCUCCUGCCAAUGUCAACCAAAGCAGCAAGGUGAGCGACCCACUGGAGCAACUGGUCAGGCACUUCCUCAUAGAGACAGGCCCUCGAGGAGUCAAGAUUAAAGGAUGUCAGAAUGAGCCCUACUUUGGGAGUCUGUCUGCACUGGUCUGCCAACACUCCAUCACACCCAUCUCUUUGCCAUGUGCCCUGAAGAUCUCAGAGAAAGAUCUGAUAGGAGAGGUGCAGGAGGUUCAGCCAGUGAGUAACGUCAGCACGGCUGCUGACCUGCUGAAACAAGGAGCAGCCUGUAACGUCCUCUACCUGAACUCAGUGGAAACUGAGUCUCUGACCGGCCCCCAGGCCAUCGCCAAGGCAACGGAUGCUACACUGAGUCGUAACCCGCGUCCUGCUGCCACUGUUGUACAGUUCAAGGUGACGUCGCAGGGCAUCACGCUCACUGACAGCCAGCGCAGGGUUUUCUUCAGGAGACAUUACCCAGUGAACAGCGUCACCUUCAGCAGCGUCGACCCUAAAGACAGGAGGUGGACUAACUCAGACAACACCACUGUUAAGGUGUUUGGUUUCGUGGCGAAGAAGCCCGGCAGCGUGGCAGAGAACGUCUGUCACGUGUUUGCCGAGCUGGACCCCGAACAGCCCGCCCUGGCCAUCGUCAACUUUAUCAACAAGGUCAUGUUGUCGCAGCGGAGGUAGACAAAGGCAGGAAAGGAGACGCGGAGCAGGACAAGCAGGGACAGUGUUAGCAGGGAGUUUGACUGGACAGUGACAGUGCUUGUGUUCUCUCAGCUUCAGGCCGUGACGCUUAUCUUUGUCCAUCAGGUGAUGACGUGACAAAGAUUUUCUUAUCGUUCCGUGUAAAUAUGUUCAGAAGGCAAUCGGAAAUCUUAGUCCAAGAUCCCAACUGAUGGUUUUUCAUUUGUCACGUCGCCACUUUGUCUGCGACUAAACAGCCAACACAGCUCACAUGGGUUCAUUCCCUGGAGUUAUUACUGGGGAGAAAGUCCGGAGCCUCUGACUCGGACAGUUGCGUUUUCACAUCGAGCCCCUCCAGAGAAAGUCAGGAGAUUAUCCAGAGUACAGUGCAUGUCUGAAAGCAGCUAUUGUAAAGUAUUAUUGGAUGCGAAACCUCCCCCCCCCCCCCCACCACAAUGAAACAGUGUUAUAUGAAAGCCAUAGUGUGUAGUGUUACAACUCCUCCAGGGACCUGUAUCAUGACGACAGAUCAGAUGAUGUUUGGUGUUUCCUGGUUUCAUGAUGCUGGCUCACUUUUACCAGGAGGAGCAGGAUUCAUGCUCCUUAUACGUUGUGGAUAAGUAAGAAACAAAGAUGCUCCUCCAGAACUUAUCUGAGAAGCAAGUGUUCUUCAGCAUUAAAAUAAACACCAACAGACUAACAAAGUUAACUCUGCUCACCAUUAGAACUUUAACAUUUGUGGUCAGACAUGUUAUCUAUCAUUAAAAACUGCUUGUAGUUCUUUCUUCAGCAGAUUUAAAUUGGACCACGAUUUUACUGCAGGAAACUGAAAGAUAAUCAAUCUAUUUUCCAUAGUCAUUGUCGACCUCUGACCAUCUAAAGCUGAUUAAUUAAUGUGAGGGUUAACUGAACCAGUCCCAGGACUUGCUUCAUGAUACAGGCUCCUGGUAAAUGAUAUAAUUCAUUCAAGCAAGCUUAAUGACACAUAGCAGCCUCUAUGUGUGUCUGUGUGUGUACGUGUGUGUGUGUGUUACGACUGAGGUGUGUUGAGGGCAGAGGUUCAACACUUGGACCUGAUAAUUGCCUUUCAGAAAAACAGCAGGUGUUUAUAUUUUGUAUUGUUUUAUUAAAAGUGACCAAAGGCCUGAGGGUGAAGUUAAGUUUCUAUAUCAUGAGAUGUUCAUACGUAUGUACAGCACAUUCUACAGCCACUCUUGCCUUCAACCACCCCCCCACACACACACACACUUAAUCGAUCGUUGCAUAAUCGACAAUCAUGUUUGGGUUUUUCUUCCCUCUCACAUUUAAACUCUAUAAGCAGAGCGAGCGAGAGACCAACGGUAACUCUCUAAUGAAAGUAAACAGGAACGUGAGCUCUAAACGAGGUUGUGUGCGAGCGAGUGACGGUGACGAGGCCCUUCAGGCGAAUACGUCGGGUUUCAAGGUUUUGUUACGUCCACUUUUAAAGAAACGAAUGUGUAACGGGGGAACAAGCUCGACGAGAAAGGACGUUCAGUGUGGAAGCACGCCGACGCCAUGACACGCUCUGUGGUCAUUCACUGCUUCACAUCAAUAACGCAAAUCUGUUUUCGAGUCUCACAAAAUGAUUCACACUGUGUUAGACAGAGAGUGGCCUAAAGACAAAGUGUACUUAACCAAAGACAAAGCACUCUUGUAUUAAUAAGUGUUUUAUCCAGCUAUAUUUUUGUACUUAUUGCUUCAUGUAUUUUUACUAUGCGUUUAUUUAGUGUGUUGCCUCGUUUGGUAGAAAAACACUACUUGUAUUACAGCGUUAAUAUAUUGUGGUCUGUUUUCCUGUUGAUCUCUAUAUUAUGUAGUAAUAUAUUUUCACAUGCAGCUAUAGGACAGUGUAUGAGACAUACAAAGGAAAACGUUUGGUUUGAAAAGUAUAAUUAUGCUAUUUUGUAUGCAAAAACAAUGAAGAAUAGAAAUAAACUGAAAUAAUGUGGUACCUGAA
Pleuronectes platessa (European plaice) is the source of this 8069-nucleotide messenger RNA. It is a transcript of the gene tns2a, whose product is annotated as tensin 2a. Gene Ontology annotation, molecular function: protein tyrosine phosphatase activity; protein binding. Bases 938 to 6091 code for a protein of 1717 amino acids. The transcript has 28 exons. Gene Ontology annotation, biological process: peptidyl-tyrosine dephosphorylation. NCBI's taxonomy places the organism in Eukaryota, Metazoa, Chordata, Actinopteri, Pleuronectiformes, Pleuronectidae. The record is from RefSeq and is a predicted model, not a curated record.